Racocetra fulgida is the source of this 214-nucleotide messenger RNA. NCBI's taxonomy places the organism in Eukaryota, Fungi, Glomeromycota, Glomeromycetes, Diversisporales, Gigasporaceae. The record is from the annotation of a GenBank genome assembly.
AUGUCAGCCACUUUGGAAUCUGAGUUGAUCAAAUUAAUGAAUUCAAUAAUAGCUUUUGAAAAUUGCAAACAAAUUGAGGAUAGUUACAUGAAUUCAAAAGAUGUUAAAAUUGAUGAUUUCUCAGAUAACAAAAGUGAAAGUACAAGUAGUAUAGAUAUGGUCAAUGAUAAUGUGAUUAAUAAACUUCAUAAACCAGAAACACCUAAUUCAAAUG